AUGAAGAUGUGCAAAUGCAAUCAGGAAAAUAUUACCAAUGAUCAGGAAAAACCUGAUGAAGGUAAUGAAACAAGAAGUAAUAUUAAAAAAACUGAAAGUAACAAAGAAAACGAAUCUAUUACAGUGAACCGCGAUACUAAUAAAACGGACGAAAAUAUGUUAUUGUUUAAUCCAGACGAUAAUGACGAUGAUUGGAAUAACUCCGAUUGCGGUUUGCUAUCAAAAAGGUCCGGAUCGGACCUUUUUGAUAGCGAAAAUGAAAAGAAGAAAAGUGACCUAAGAGCUCCAGAAGAAAACAAGAAUACAAACACACAAGAUCAAGAUACCAAUAAUGAUAAUAAUGAUUUUACAAAAAAUAACUGCAAGGAGAAGAGCGAACCUAAUAAAAUGAACGAGAAUAAUUUACUCUUUGAUCCAAAUGAUGAUCACGAUGACUACAAGGACCCUGAUUAUGACCCCGAUCUUUUAGAAAGCGAAAGCGAAACUGAAAAGGAAAGGCAAGAAGUAAACAGCAAAGGUAUAAACAGAAAAACGCCAAUGGAUAGAAAUAAAGAAGAAGGCAAAAAGCGGGAGCAAAAAGAAGACAACAAUGCAAACUCGGAAGUUUCAAAUAAUGAUAAUAAUGAAUUCAUUCAGAUCCCGAAACGAGCUAGGACAUCGUCGCAACAAAAGUUUAGAAACAGACUAAAACACCCAAUGUUACAAGCAGAAUCAUUUUGUUCAUGUAAAAAAAGACAAUGUACGACAUUUUUUACGAUAGAGGAGAGGAGUUCCUUACACAAACAAUUUUGGGACCUUAACAGAGACGCUCAAAAAAUAUGGCUUUUAAAUGCAGUUCAAGAGACAAAAGUAUCACGAAAAAUAGAAGGUAGCAGAAGAAACUUUUGCCGAGUAUAUACAUUUCCGAAAGAGAACGAAGAAAAUACAAUAAAUAAAAUACAAGUGUGCCAACAAUAUUUUUUAUGUACAUUAGGAUAUAAAAGCACCUCAGUAAUAGAUCAUUUAUUAAAACAUGUAAAAAAUGAACACGGAAUUCCGACAAUGUUUCCUAAAGAAGAUAAUAGGGGAAAACAUACACCAAAGAAUAAAAAAAAUAUAAACCUGAUUAACACUCACAUUAAAUCAUAUGAUCCCAAACGCUCUCACUAUCGUAGGGAGCAUGCUCCUAAACGGUUAUAUCUUCCGCCAGAUUUAACAAUAAAAGCAAUGCACGAAGAUUACAACAUUAAUCAUCCGAACGAAAUAGUUUCCUAUGAAUUGUAUCGAAAGGUUUUGGAUGAAAUGAAUAUUGGAUUUUAUCAAGCCGAUGCAGAUAAAUGCAGCACUUGCAUUGGAUUGGAUUUAACUCCAACUGAAGAAAAUAUAAAUAAAAAACAGCUACAUUUAGAAGAAGUUAAGUUAAGAAGAACUUUAUAUGCACAAGAUGCUGAAAACGAGGAUUCAGAAACAAAGAUUUACUCAGCGGACUUGCAAAAGGUAUUUCUUUUGUCCAGGAUGCCCAAAGUUAAAGACUAA
Molecule: messenger RNA, 1515 nt
Organism: Psylliodes chrysocephalus
Lineage: Eukaryota; Metazoa; Arthropoda; Insecta; Coleoptera; Chrysomelidae
Source: the annotation of a GenBank genome assembly